Corticium candelabrum is the source of this 3157-nucleotide messenger RNA. RefSeq names its product transient-receptor-potential-like protein. Gene Ontology annotation, molecular function: protein binding; store-operated calcium channel activity; inositol 1,4,5 trisphosphate binding. Gene Ontology annotation, biological process: regulation of cytosolic calcium ion concentration; calcium ion transmembrane transport. The coding region runs from base 108 to 3011 and encodes 967 amino acids. Gene Ontology annotation, cellular component: plasma membrane; cation channel complex. The record is from RefSeq and is a predicted model, not a curated record. The transcript has 10 exons. Lineage: Eukaryota; Metazoa; Porifera; Homoscleromorpha; Homosclerophorida; Plakinidae.
ACUACACAACAACACAUCACUUGGAAGCAGUCCAGUUACAUACAUACACACUUGUUGUUGUGUGUGUGCUCACUGUACUGUACGCCUGUUCUACACAUUACAAGAAAAUGGCGGAAGGUGGGCCGUCUGCUUGUGAAACGGAUUCUAACGACGAAAAUCAGAUCGGAACUCCAUCGGAGCGUCUUCUCGAACGAGGUCGCGCUGACGGAGCUUUCAUCAGGAAGGUACUGCAAGCACGUAACGCGAAAUCGACGCUCAACGACGUCAACUCGCAAGGAAGACCGACGAUGCACACCGUACUGCAAGUUCAUUGGAGUGACGAGAGAGCAACAAGACAAGAAGCUAUCGGAAUUUUGCUUGAUUAUGGCGCCGACGUAGAUGCUCGUGACGGUCGUGGGUGGACGGCGUUGCACGUUGCCGUCGCAGAAGAGGAAGUAACAAAAGAAGAGCUCCGUUUACUGGCAAGGAAAUCAAAAAAUAUCGACGCCGUAAACGAUGACGGACUCACGCCGUUACAACUACUGUUGACUCUGUCGGAGACUACAAAUGAUGAUUUGUUGGUUGCUCUAUUGGAAGCUGGCGCUAAUCCGUACGUCAUUGCGGGCAAUCAUCUUUCUCCUCUACAAACUCUUCUGGCAACGUCUAGCGACCCAAAAAGUCACUCGAGUCUUGUGAGGUGGCAUGCGAAGCGAGAUUAUCAAAGCCACAUCGCAACCCAUUUGAGAGAUUAUCUACGCUUUACAAUUACCAUUUGCUCAGGAGCUGCUCUGGAGGCUCUUCUCGACAUGUGUGAUCCUGUACAAGAGUGGCAGAGUUAUGAUAUCGAAUUUGUACUCGAGGCGGCCGCAGUCGACCAAGACUGCGAGAAGAAAGUCGAACUUCUCGUCAGGUACGGCCUGCCGUUCGACGGCGUCAACUGUCAAGGAAUGAGUCUUCUUCAUCUCGGCGCUAUGGCAAGUUCUUUACGUAUCUUGGAACUGGCGACUCCUGGCUACCAAAUUUGUACUAACGUACACGAUUCGCUUCACAAUACUCCACUGCAUUACUUGAACGCAAACGAAAAGCUACAAGACUAUGAAACUAUCUCACACUGCGUCAAGUUUUUGAUAUCCCGCGAUGAGAACAUGAUGGAAAUGCUCAACUCUAAAGGAGAAAGUCCGCUAUUUAGCGCGUUGGCUGCAAGCAGGAAGCAAGUAGUGUGCGCGCUACUCAAUGCAGGAGCCGCCAUACCGUCGCUUAAAAUGACAAAACGCUUGACGUUCGAGCACGUGUCGGUAUUGGCAGAAGAUGACGUCAUCGUUCAGUCAAAGCGGCCACUCAUUACGUCACUUCAAGUUGCCGGUCAAACACGAAGACUAGCGGAGCGUAAGCUGGACGUAGAGAAGUACUUGGAGAUCAGCGGUCGGUUAGAAAAGUUUGCAAUCGCAAUGACAAACUCGCAGAACUCUUCGCUAACCGAAUUGAGCACGGAGGUUUUGUUUGCUGCCGUCGAAAACAAGCAGAAAGAGUUUAUUGCAGUGAACAACGUUCAAGAGUUUCUCGAGGAGACGUGGUACGGUCGUCGGCGCUCGUCAGCGAUGCACACGGUACUUACAGGUUUUCUCUGCCUCUUCAGACUCAUCCUCCUUCCAUAUCUUCUACUCUUUUACGCUCUACCUCGCUACGGUCGCAACUACCACUCGUUCACGAGGUCAUUCGUGCUCGACGUUUUUCCACCAUCGGCCAGAUAUUGUGCGAUGGUCAUCACAUACAUCUUCUUUAUUGUACUCUUUGUUAACGACUGUACGAAGAUUAACGGUCUACCCGUGUCAAUACAGGCCGAUGCCGCCGACUAUAUUCUUUUCGGUUUUGUUCUGGGAUUGAUGGCGCGCGAGGUCGGCAAGAUGGUAAUCCGCGGCGUGCGCUCGUAUUUUAGCAGUUGGCUCAACUGUCUCGACAUCGCAAUGAUUGUUCUAUUGGUCUUCCACUUUACAAUUCGCAUUGCUGAUCUUUUUGGCGCGUGGCAUCUCGAUGAGAAUCACCUCGAUUUGGGUCCGUACUUGCGUGUUGCUACAUUGUUGUAUGGUCUGGGUGCGGUUGUCGCCAUUCUUCGCUUGCUCGCCUAUCUGCGACCGUUCAAGACCAUCGGACCGAUCCUAGUCGCGUUCAAGAAGAUUCUAAAAGAGACGGCGUCGUUUCUCGUCAUCUGGUUCGUAUUUCUGCUGGCGUUUGCUGUUGCGAUGACGGUCGUCUAUGCUGCGUCCGCCUACGGCAUUUCAGAUGUGGAAUGCCUUCGAGCUCUGGUAAACGGGACGGAUACCGCAACUAUGUCGUGGUACGAGCAAAGGCAACUGCAAUACCAAUGCGCAGAACGAAUCUACCAGCAAGUCGUUCCAGUCGUCGUGAAAGGAUUGCUUUCGUCAUUCAGUAGCUUGUUCUAUGCAUCGUUCGGAUUGAUCGACGUCGACGACUUCACCACCGUCACUGACCUCGAAUCUGUGAUCGGAAAAUUACUGUUGAAUCUCUGGCUAUUGGUCGGCGUCAUCGUUCUAGUCAAUCUAUUGGUGGCAAUAGUGACGAAUGCAUUUCAGAAAGUCCAAGAUCAUGCAGAUGUCGAGUGGAAGUUUGCGAGAGCGGCGUUGCUGUUCGAAAUCAUGAAUUCUCCGAUAUUCGUGCCACCGUUUAAUCUUCAAUAUUACGUCGUCCUUCUGAUUGCUCGAUGUGUGACGCCUUGUCUUCGAAGACACGAGGGUGAACUAGAGACAGAAGACGGAGACGUGGAGAUGACUUCUGUGGCAUCAUCGGUCGGUAGUGAUCGCAAAGAUUUGCUGAAAUGUUUGCAACAACAGCAAGAGGAUGAAUACUGCAACAAUCCGACGACAAUUGGAGAUCUAAAGAAAUUGGAGAAGAAGUUGGAUGCUAUGCAAGAUGUCUUGUCUGCGAUCUCGUCGUCUGCGGUUACUUGUCCUCAUUGUCGUCAGUUGGUGCCUUUAGCUACAAAAGAAGCAAAUUCGAGUGGGAGCGAUGUAUAGCUAUAGAAACAGAGAGGUAAACACGUUUGUAGUGCAGACUGUAAGAGAGCGUAUUGUAUAGUUUUAGUAUAGUGCAUAGACUGGCAUAGACUCUAGCAAGUUAGAAACAAAUUAUUGCAACAGGCUAUUGUAAUAGGAAUCAUUGA